CUGAAAUUGCCGCUUUUUAGCAGAAUGACCAAGACAGUGCCCGUGACGCUCGAGCCCAACGAGGCGCUCGCGACCUUUGCUGCUGGCUGCUUCUGGAGCGUCCAGCUCAACUUCCAGCGCCUUGAAGGUGUCGUCGACUCGCACGUCGGCUACAUCAACGGCACAACCGAGAACCCGAGCUACAAGCAGGUGUGCAAGGGCGACACGAACCACGCCGAGGCGGUCCAGAUCAAGUUCGACGAGAGCAAGAUCACGUACAAGCAACUCCUCGACAAAUUCUUUGAGAUCCACGACCCGACAACCGUCGACCGCCAAAAGGAAGACGUUGGCACGCAGUACCGGUCGGGUAUCUUUUACCACAACGAAGAGCAGCGCCUCGCGGCCGAGGAGGCCAAGGCGCAGAAGGCCGAAGCUAUCAAGGCCGAAGUCGUCACUGAGAUUGUGCCCGCUGGCAUUUUCUACCACGCCGAGGACUACCACCAAAAGUACCUCGAAAAGGGCGGUCAGUGCUCCCGCGUCGGCUCGACCGACCAGAUCCGCUGCUACGGCUAAGCGAUUUCCCUAAACCAAAUAAAUCCAUCCGUGUCGUUGUCUACUGCUG
Molecule: messenger RNA, 601 nt
Organism: Saprolegnia parasitica CBS 223.65
Lineage: Eukaryota; Oomycota; Saprolegniomycetes; Saprolegniales; Saprolegniaceae
Product: peptide-methionine (S)-S-oxide reductase
Exons: 1
Coding region: 25-552 (175 amino acids)
Molecular function (GO): peptide-methionine (S)-S-oxide reductase activity
Source: RefSeq, a predicted model, not a curated record